This is a messenger RNA of Lucilia cuprina (Australian sheep blowfly), 4601 nucleotides long. It is a transcript of the gene AGO1, whose product is annotated as protein argonaute-2. NCBI's taxonomy places the organism in Eukaryota, Metazoa, Arthropoda, Insecta, Diptera, Calliphoridae. The record is from RefSeq and is a predicted model, not a curated record. The transcript has 10 exons. Bases 1500 to 4370 code for a protein of 956 amino acids. Gene Ontology annotation, molecular function: RNA binding; protein binding.
ACUAUUAGUGGAAAUUACUGUCUUUUUCGUAUGCAUUGACUCUUUGUCGAACUGCUGGGGUAUCUAUCUGUAUCUGAAAUUCUGAGAGCCGUAUCGUUACAGUUAAAUUGCAAAAUGUACGAUUAUUUAUGUAGUAACCGUACUCUAUACUUGUACACAUAUAAAUAUACAGUUGUUGAUAAAAUAAUAGCAGAAUUAGCAAAAUAUUUAUACAAUAUGUGUAAUCUUUUGAUAAGAUUAUGAAAAAAUACUUACAAACCUACAAUACAAUAGUAUGGUUCCCACAAAUAUACAUAUGUAUAUUCUGACACUUUUAAGAUCAUAAAAAUAAGAAAGUAAAUUAUGAAAUAAUUUAAAUAGUUGUCAAUUUCGAAGAGGAAAAGUGCUAUACUUUUCUUAAUCACUAUUUUUGAACAAUUGAUAUUGUCCAAUAAUAAAGAACUCAAAUUAUAAUAUAGUGCAGUGUUAAUAUGUUAAUUUAUUUCAAUAUUUCUUCUUCUUGUUCUUCUUAUUUUCAAUAAAAGUCAUCAUACAAAUCAGGAGAAUUUCAUAUUAAAUUGUACAAAGUGAAGUGAAUUAAAAUGAUAACAAAAACACAAAAAAAUAAAAGAAAAUAAAAUAAAAAAGAAAAUAUAACCUCAAAACAUAUUGUAAACCGCAAAAAAAAUUGCACUGUGUUGCUGCAAUGUUUUUUUAUUAUAUAAAAUAAAAAUAAAAAUACAAACAUCUGUAGAAAAAAAAGUAAAAUAAGUAAAACAAAAAAUUAAUUCAAUAUAAUUUUGCUGUUAUCGGGUUUAAAUAAAAAGAAAAUAUACACUUCGUUAUAAAUAUUGUAAUCGUGUUUUACUAUAGUACAAUCUUCUCGUAUAUAUUUAUAUACAUAUAUUAUCAUAAAUCGCUAAACGAGUUGAAAAGCAAAGUCAACAAACCGAAAACCCACCAACAAACCCAAAACAAACUGAAGAAAAUAUAAAAUGCACAAAUACAAACACAACUAAAUACACUGAAACACACACAUACAAACAUUUAUGUAUGUAAGAAAUAGUAUAUGUGUAUGUAAUCCGUUACUGCGCACCUUAUUGUUAUUAUUAUUAAUAUUAUGCCUGUAAGCCCUUUUUAAACAUUAAAAAAACAAUAAAGUUUUGAAUAAAAACGCAGUUUAUCGCUUUCCAUAUCAGUUGUGACCAUAUAUUAGCAACAUUUCCACAGCAUUUGGCAACAAUGUUGAUAAAAUUUAUACAAAACAAUGGAACCUGCAAAUGCAUGCUUAAUGUCACGAAAUUAAUGAGAAAUUAAAAUUGAAUGCAACAAUAAUCACAUUUAUAUUUCUGCUGAUUAAACGCAAUCAAGAAUCAAAUUGUUUGAAAUUGUGUCAGAGAAAAAGACAAAAAAAUUGUUUGGAAAACAUUUUUUAAUUUAAAAGUGUUGACGUUCCUUUAAAUUCUAUUCACAUUGGCGUGUAAAAUAAAAGCCUCAAACUGACGCCAACACCGACAAAAAUGUCAACGGAGCGCGAGCUGGCUCCUGGUGGGCCAGCUCAGCUCCACAGCUUACCUAUGACGUUUCCCGAUAUAGGAGCUACACUGGCAGUUGGUAUUAUUGGAAAAGUUUAUGCACCACCAGCACCUGGUUCAUCUGUGAAUCCCACCGCAGUAACCAGCCCAAGUGCUUCUAGUGUUGCUGUAGGUGGUGCCGUGGGUGGCGCAUCGUCCACCCAAGCAGCUGUUGCCUCCGCGUUAGGUGCUUCAUCGACCGUAACCGCAGCAACAGCAGCAGCGGCCGCUACUCCCACCACCCAACCUGAACUGCCAGUAUUUACAUGUCCUCGUCGUCCCAAUUUGGGUCGUGAAGGUCGUCCCAUAGUACUGCGCGCUAAUCAUUUUCAAGUUAGCAUGCCCCGUGGUUAUGUACAUCACUAUGACAUUAAUAUACAACCGGAUAAAUGCCCGCGUAAAGUUAAUCGUGAAAUUAUCGAAACUAUGGUUCAUGCGUAUAGUAAAAUUUUCGGUGUUCUUAAGCCUGUAUUCGAUGGUCGUAAUAAUUUGUAUACGCGCGAUCCUUUACCAAUAGGUAAUGAUCGUUUAGAAUUGGAGGUUACUUUACCCGGUGAGGGUAAAGAUCGUAUAUUCCGUGUUACCAUUAAGUGGAUGGCUCAAGUGUCAUUGUUUAAUUUGGAAGAGGCUCUAGAAGGUCGUACCCGUCAAAUACCAUACGAUGCUAUAUUAGCUUUAGAUGUGGUAAUGCGUCAUUUACCCAGUAUGACUUAUACGCCAGUAGGUAGAAGUUUCUUUAGUUCUCCCGAUGGCUACUAUCAUCCGUUGGGUGGUGGUCGUGAGGUAUGGUUUGGUUUUCAUCAGAGUGUACGUCCUUCCCAAUGGAAAAUGAUGUUAAAUAUUGAUGUCUCUGCAACGGCCUUUUACAAGUCGCAACCUGUUAUUGAUUUCAUGUGUGAAGUCUUGGAUAUAAGAGACAUUAAUGAACAGCGCAAACCCUUGACAGAUUCUCAACGUGUCAAAUUUACUAAAGAAAUUAAAGGACUUAAAAUUGAAAUCACUCAUUGUGGUCAAAUGAGACGUAAAUAUCGUGUUUGCAAUGUCACUAGAAGGCCAGCACAAAUGCAAUCAUUCCCUCUACAACUUGAAAAUGGCCAGACAGUAGAAUGUACUGUUGCGAAAUAUUUCCUUGAUAAAUAUCGUAUGAAAUUACGUUUCCCUCAUUUACCGUGUCUACAAGUAGGACAAGAACACAAACACACUUAUUUACCCCUUGAAGUCUGUCACAUUGUGGCCGGACAAAGAUGUAUAAAGAAAUUAACUGAUAUGCAAACAUCUACCAUGAUUAAAGCCACCGCUCGCUCAGCACCCGAUCGUGAACGUGAAAUUAAUAAUUUAGUUAAAAGAGCCGAUUUCAAUAAUGAUUCUUAUGUACAAGAAUUUGGUCUUACCAUUUCGAAUUCUAUGAUGGAAGUAAGGGGACGUGUUUUACCACCACCCAAACUACAAUAUGGUGGACGAGUUUCUAGCAUGACCGGACAACAACUGUUUCCACCACAAAACAAAGUAUCUUUGGCUUCACCCAAUCAGGGUGUUUGGGAUAUGCGUGGUAAGCAAUUCUUUACAGGUGUAGAGAUUAGGGUAUGGGCUAUAGCCUGUUUUGCUCCUCAACGUACCGUCAGAGAGGAUGCUUUACGUAACUUUACUCAACAAUUGCAAAAGAUCUCAAAUGAUGCUGGUAUGCCCAUAAUAGGACAACCUUGUUUCUGCAAAUAUGCCACUGGGCCGGAUCAAGUUGAGCCCAUGUUUAAAUAUCUAAAACAAUCCUUUGCCAGUUUACAAUUGGUAGUGGUAGUGCUACCAGGCAAAACACCCGUCUACGCUGAAGUUAAACGUGUGGGUGAUACAGUUUUGGGCAUGGCUACUCAGUGUGUACAGGCUAAAAAUGUAAAUAAGACAUCGCCUCAAACACUGUCCAAUUUAUGUCUCAAAAUCAAUGUUAAAUUGGGUGGCAUCAAUUCGAUUCUUGUACCCUCUAUACGUCCAAAAGUUUUCAAUGAACCCGUCAUAUUUUUGGGUGCCGAUGUUACUCACCCACCGGCCGGUGAUAAUAAGAAACCCUCUAUUGCUGCUGUUGUAGGCUCUAUGGAUGCUCAUCCCUCACGUUAUGCCGCCACGGUACGUGUACAACAGCAUCGUCAGGAAAUCAUACAGGAACUAUCAAGUAUGGUACGUGAAUUGCUAAUUAUGUUCUAUAAAUCAACUGGCGGCUAUAAACCACAUCGUAUAAUACUCUAUCGCGAUGGUGUAUCCGAGGGACAAUUCCCUCAUGUCUUACAACAUGAAUUGACGGCCAUACGUGAAGCUUGCAUUAAAUUAGAGGCUGAAUAUCGUCCAGGUAUUACGUUUAUUGUUGUACAAAAACGUCAUCACACUAGACUAUUCUGUGCUGAAAAGAAAGAACAGAGUGGUAAAUCGGGUAAUAUACCAGCUGGUACAACUGUCGAUGUGGGCAUUACACAUCCUACCGAGUUUGAUUUCUAUUUGUGCAGUCAUCAAGGUAUUCAGGGUACAAGUCGACCUUCACACUAUCACGUUUUAUGGGAUGAUAAUCAUUUCGAUUCGGAUGAAUUACAAUGUUUAACAUAUCAAUUGUGCCAUACAUAUGUACGUUGUACUAGAUCGGUUUCUAUACCAGCACCGGCAUAUUAUGCACAUUUAGUUGCUUUCAGAGCAAGAUAUCAUUUGGUUGAAAAAGAACACGACUCUGGCGAGGGUUCACACCAAAGUGGCUGUUCAGAAGAUCGAACACCGGGAGCAAUGGCUAGAGCCAUUACAGUUCAUGCAGAUACCAAAAAGGUUAUGUACUUUGCUUAAAUUUACAUACAAACUAAAGUCUAUUUAUUUAACUGUUUAUUAAACGGUGUCUCUCUCUCUCUCGUACACAAUACUUACUACUACAUAUUAAACACACUCUUAUGAAAGAACAAAAUGCCAAAAAAUUAAAAAAAACAAAAAGUUUACAUAAAUCUACGAAAUUUUAAAACAAGACACAAAAUCUUCGAAUAACUCAAUACAAACACAAAUAUAAAAAGCAUUUUUAACAAA